Messenger RNA from Leptopilina heterotoma, 1046 nucleotides. Its product is annotated as trypsin-1-like. Gene Ontology annotation, molecular function: serine-type endopeptidase activity. The record is from RefSeq and is a predicted model, not a curated record. Bases 133 to 897 code for a protein of 254 amino acids. Lineage: Eukaryota; Metazoa; Arthropoda; Insecta; Hymenoptera; Figitidae. The transcript has 6 exons. Gene Ontology annotation, biological process: proteolysis.
CGGAACAACAAUAAUAUAAUGUUAAAAGCUUGAAAAAUAUUCAAUACUUUUUUUAUUUUAGUUUUAACGCACCUAGUGUAAGCAACGUAUCUAUAUAAACAUUAUAUAAUUUUAAAAAAAUUUAAAAAAAGCAUGUCAAAUAUUUUACUUUUUAUUGCAAUAUUAACACUACAAUUGUUAAGUGUUCUUUGUCAAAGGCGAAUAAUUGGUGGAGAGGAUAUUAAUAUUUCGUUAGUUCCAUACAUGCUCUCCUUUAUGUUAAACGGUAGACAUGUUUGUGGAGCUGCAGUGAUUAGUCGAAAAUGGGGAAUUACAGCAGCACAUUGUGCAACAGCAUAUCGUCGGGAUCCAUAUAAAGAAGUGACAAUCCGAAGUGGGAGCUCAUUAGUCGACGAAGGUGGAGUGAUCCACAAAAUUACAAAAAUUAUAUGGCACGAAAAAUACGAAACCACCGAUAAUCAUGACGAUAUUGCUGUAUUUAAAGUGAAGCCAAUUUUCAAAUUUAGUUCAGUAACACAACCCUUGAAUUUACCGGCAAAAGGAGUUCCUUUCAAAAGUGAUUGGGGCGUUGUUACAGGCUGGGGAUAUUUUAUGGCAGACAAUCCCGUAGUGGCGAGGCAAUUACAAUAUCUCAGAGUACCAAAAGUGAGUAUGGAGGACUGUUUAGAAGAUUACAAAGGACUCUUUAAAGUUCACGUAGGUGAUGUCUGUUAUGGCUUCAGGCAAGGUGGAAAAGACAGUUGCCGGGGCGACUCAGGAGGUCCAUUAGUAAACGAUGACAAAAUACUCAUUGGAAUAACAUCAUGGGGCAGGGGAUGUGCGGAAAGAUUUUCACCAGGUCUCUAUAUCGACACACUUUUUUAUCGUAGUUGGAUUAAAUUACACACUGGAGUAUGAUUGAAAAUAACUACAAAAUAUUUUGCAAUACAAAAAGCUAAAAAAGGGCUUUUUUUAUUAAGUACAGAAAACGGUUUUAACAAGAAGCAAAUAGAAACUACAAAUUGUAAACUUGGAAUUUUUUUGAGUUAACUAUAAAGAAAUUUAUU